This is a messenger RNA of Phyllostomus hastatus (greater spear-nosed bat), 3865 nucleotides long. RefSeq names its product G protein-coupled receptor 157 (gene GPR157). Bases 264 to 1250 code for a protein of 328 amino acids. The transcript has 4 exons. Gene Ontology annotation, molecular function: G protein-coupled receptor activity. Gene Ontology annotation, cellular component: plasma membrane. Gene Ontology annotation, biological process: adenylate cyclase-activating G protein-coupled receptor signaling pathway; cell surface receptor signaling pathway. NCBI's taxonomy places the organism in Eukaryota, Metazoa, Chordata, Mammalia, Chiroptera, Phyllostomidae. The record is from RefSeq and is a predicted model, not a curated record.
AGACGGGACGCGGGGGCCGGAAGGGUGAGGCGCAGAGGGCGCAGGGGCGUGGCGUGAGGGCGUGGGCGGGGCCUGGAGCCCAGCCCUGCGGCGCGGGCGGGGCGAGGGGCAGAGGCUCGCGGGGCGCGGAGGGCCCUGGACGCCCGCCCUGGGCGCUUCGGUACCGAGUCUUCGCCGGCGGCGGCGGCCGCACGGGCAGUCCAGCUUCUGUUCGCGCGGCGCCCGCGCUCUUCGGCCCCAGCCCGGCCCUUCCUCGCCCAGCCAUGCCGCCGCCCGCGCCGCCCACGGAACUGAUGCCGUCGGAACGCGCCGUGGUGCUGCUGUCGUGCGUGCUCUCCGCGCUCGGCUCGGGCUUGCUGGUGGCCACGCACGCCCUGUGGCCCGACCUGCGCAGCCGAGCGCGGCGCCUGCUGCUCUUCUUGUCGCUGGCCGACCUGCUGUCGGCCGUCUCCUACUUCUACGGGGUGCUACAGGACUUCUCGGGCCCCUCGUGGGACUGCGUGCUGCAGGGCGCGCUCUCCACCUUCGCCAACACUAGCUCUUUCUUCUGGACCGUGGCCAUCGCCCUCUACUUGUACCUCAGCAUCGUCCGUGCCACGCGUGGACACGGGGGACUCCUGCUCUGGGCCUUCCAUGUCGUCAGCUGGGGGGUCCCGCUGACCAUCACCGUGGCUGCUGUCAUUCUAAAGAAGAUCGGCUACGACGCCUCGGACGUGUCCGUGGGCUGGUGCUGGAUCGACCUGGAGGCGGAGGACCACGUCCUGUGGAUGCUGCUGACCGGGAAGCUGUGGGAGAUGCUGGCCUACGUCACGCUGCCCGUGCUGUACCUCCUCAUCAGGAAGCACAUCAGCAGGGCGCACGAGGCGCUCUCCGAGUACCGGCCCAUCCUGUCCGAGGCCCACCGGCUGCAGCACCACAGCUCCAUGGCCGACAAGAAGCUGGUCCUCAUCCCGGUCAUCUUCAUCUGCCUCCGGGUGUGGAGCACCGUGCGGUUUGUCCUGACCCUCUGUGGCUCCCCGGCCGUGCAGACCCCGGUGCUGGUCGUUCUGCACGGCAUCGGGAACACGUUUCAGGGAGGUGCCAACUGCAUCAUGUUUGUCCUCUGCACCCGCGCCGUCCGGACUCGGCUCCUCGCCCUCUGCUGCUGCCGCUGCCCUCCCCAGGCUCCUGCGGAGAGCCCGGCCGGCCUGCCCAAGGCUCCUGCGCCCUCCAAGCCAGGAGACUCAGGGACCCCGGUGGACCCUCGAUGAACAUCCACGCACCUGAGCUCUUCCCCCCCAGUUCUGCGUGUGGGUGCUCCCUCCCUGGGAGGACGGGUGGCGCUGAGUCCCACUGCAGGAAGCGGGCAGGGAUGUCCACCACCCCGGAAGCCUUCCUGCAACCCACGGUCUGAGCUGAGAGGCGGGGAAGUGAUGGGGGCCUCCUGCUGGGGAAGCUCUUGGCCCUGCUGGCGGGGUCAGCCGAACACUCAGGUUCUUCUACCUCCUAGACUCUCAGGUGGCGCGUGUCUACAUGCACCCGUGUCCCGCUGCACCCGAGGGGCCUGUCUGCCCGAGGGCUGGCAAUGAGGUGCGGGGAGACCGGCAGCACGCGAUGGCUGCCAGGUUGCCUUGUGGCCCAGUGGUCAUCGGCUUCCGAGGACCCACCCCUGUGGGCUAAGCAGGAUGAGAGAUGUCCCCCAGGUACCCGUCCUAAAUGAAAUGUCAGGGGUUACUGGCGAUGUGGCCCCGCCUAGAUGUCAUGGAGCAGAUGGCCGGUGUGUCGUGGUGGUGACCUUCCCCGGAGAGCAUGGCCUUUCAGCAAGAGUCGGUCACCUCGAACCCGGUUCCCGUGAGGUUUCCUGGUGAACGUUGUGAGCACAGCCCAGCACGGCUGCUCAGGGCUGCGGGUCCCCUAGGAACCCGCCCGGGUCUCUCUCUGGGGGUCGCCGGCUGUGGGUGUGGAGGGCACUCGAAUCCAGACCCCUGCCUCCCUCCACCAGUCACUUCAGACACAGGUGCCGUCCUCCAGGGCCAGGACUGGGACAGGAGCAAGGAAGGCCGCUGCAGGGACCCCCUGGGGAGUGCCCCCCCCCCCGCCCCCAUCUCUCAGGUCUGUGCCUGUGGACGCUGGGAUGAGGUGUGUUGGGAGGGGCCUGGCUUCUUCACGCCCUGGUUUAGUUUUUAUAGGAAAGGUGGCCAGAGGGUUCACGAGUGGCCCAAAUACUGAUCCCUCCCCGAAGGUGAAGUUCUGGGAGUUGGCUGGGGAAGUGAUACGGGGUGGUUACUUACACAGACGAGAGAAAGGAGUUACAUAAGCAUCUGUGUGUCUACACUCUGUGCCUCUUCCACCAGCCCUUCCCUCUACUUCAGAAAACUUGCUCUGUGAAGCUGCAGAGAAAGCCAUUGGCUGGGGACAGGAGGUGUAAGUGUCACCUCCAGAGCCUUGGGUGGAAAGUACCAUCGACCCAAUGGGGGUCUCUCCCUCAGGGCCCACGAGAGCUCUGCAAACCCGAGGUGGUUCGUGGGACCCGCAAAACGGUUCUGGGUUAAAACGGACGGCGCAGCGUCCUGUGGGCACCUGUUUUGCUCUCACAAGCAGACCUGCAACAGGAGGAGAACCCGAAAGGAACAGUCCUCUGCAGAACUCGGUCCAAAAUGCUCGCUUUUGGUUUCUCUUAAAAAGUUUCUGUAGGAACAUCAGCAAGAGGUCAACAUCCCCUCAGGAUUCCGAGAAAGCUCAGGGCCGCACCCCAGAAAGCCGGCCGGUCUGGCAAGCUCCUUACAGAAACGGUUCCCCCAAAACGUUCCAGCAGAUCACAGGCACGUGGCUGGUCCAGACCCUCGAGUGAGCUCGAAUGCAGCAGAAACUCGGGAAGCCGCUUGCUGCCAAGGAGAAAGUGCUUCGCAGCUGAGGCUGAGCAUGGGCCGCAGAGGAUGCUGCGGGAGCGAGUCCUGCCCAGAAGUGGGCUGGAGAGUCCUUAGCGCAGACAGGGCGGGGUCCGGGAUCCGGGUGUCCUCAGGGCAGGCCAGACCUGAGCUUCCCUACACAGGCUGCUGCUGCCGCCAGAAAUGGCCAGCAGAGGGAGCUCUCUGAAUAGUGAAGAGCAUCUCUAGGUGCCCAGGACUCCAAGUUCCCAUUUCACUUGUCUGAUGCCGCUGCUGUGCUGUGCUGUUUUUGCAAAAACCCCCACAGUUGCACCUGGGUAUUGUGGUCUCAGCUUCUCCACUUCCCACCCCGUUUUUGCAGCUGGUGAACGUGUCACAGUGCACGGUGGCGGCCGAGUGAGUGGGGGUGGGGAGGAGCUUGUGCAGUGCUGGGCCUGAGGCCGGGGCCCAGCCUGGAACCCAGCACGAGCCUUCCUCGGAGCCUUCCGCUGGGAGGGUGGAGUUCAGAACUGGCUGCGUGGGGCUGAAGUCCUGUGCCCUGGGGAGGGGAAGCCCCAGGGAGGAAGCAGGUGAUGUGAGCAGUGAAGGCCAAGUGUGUUCCUUUUACACUUUCUCCUCUGUCAGUGCUGCUAAUGUUUAGCCACCUUCCCCCUCCGCCACGUGACCUCAGCCGGAACAGGUGCUAUGCCUCGGGGGCGCUCGGAACCUCGGUCUUUUUAUCUGGUUUACUGGGCCCUUCGUGCCUCUUUGUGCCUUGGAGUUGUUUUUUGUUGAUUUGUUUUGUUUUUUAAAUAAAUACUAUUAUUUGGCUUGGGCUGAGGGUGCAAACAGAGCCCCCCACUGUCCCCGACAAGAAAACACAUUUUUACAAACUUCCCGUGGCGGCGUAGUCGCAGCGUGAGGAUUCUUUGCCCGUGCAGAAUUGUAAUGGGAGCCCUGACCGUCCAGACUGAGGUCAGAGCCGUGCUGUUUUAAAUGAAAUAAAACAAUUAUUUUUC